Molecule: messenger RNA, 2493 nt
Organism: Chlamydomonas reinhardtii
Lineage: Eukaryota; Viridiplantae; Chlorophyta; Chlorophyceae; Chlamydomonadales; Chlamydomonadaceae
Exons: 8
Coding region: 144-2027 (627 amino acids)
Source: RefSeq, a predicted model, not a curated record
UGCAAUUGUACUGAGCGAUAUACAGUAUUUCAAUAACGAGCACAUAGCGGCAACCGAAGACUUGUCUCAGCUGCACACAGUUGCACAGCUUCAAACGGCAAGCCUACAAAGAAGCUUUGCCGUCCUUCUGAAUGUCGUUAGGCAUGCUGAACGCUAGAGGAGCCACGGCCAGGGCCUCGCCCGGCGCUGGCCAUGCCGCUGCUCCAGCCAUGACAACAUCUACAGCCAGAAUGAUGCCCCGUCUGCUGCCAGCAUGUACACCGUCGCCUGCAUCAGCGUCCGUAGCCUGCUCCGGCUGCUGCUGCAGCGCCGCCCGCGGCCUGCCUGCCCGCGGCGCUCACGCAGCCAUGCCAAAGCGCCGACCCUUGGCGCCGCUCUGCGCUGCGGCCGCUGGCAGCCAGGCUGUAAAUGAGGAGCCACGAGUAGAGGAGCCGAGCACGGCUAUGCUGCUGGCUUGGUUUGCGUGCGGCAACCGCAGUCUGUUUGCGGCGCAGUGCCUGGUGGAGGUGCUUGUGGAGCUGUACAGGGAGGGGCGCAGCUUUCAGGAACUGCAGCUAUCCAUCAAGGCGGCGACGCAGGGCGGCGGCUGGGCGGUGCGGCCCGCCGCGGAUCCCAGCGGGAGCGACACGGCGGCGGACGACGGCACCAAUGGGGAGGCGGUGGUCCUGCCGCCGCUGCUGCAGACCCAGGAGGAGGACGUGCUGGUGUCGUGGGUGGCGCUGGUGUUCCUCACACUGGAGGACUUGGGCGUGCCGCGAGACAAAGAGCCAGCCGACGCCAGGCGUGACGUGGCGCCGGGGGCCGCGGCCGCUGGCCUUGGCGCCACCUCCGGGCCCGGUGCCGCUGCGCCGGGCGGCGGCAUGGGUUUGGGCGUGGGCGCGGGCGGCCUGGGCAGCAUGGCCUCCAGCAGCACCUACCUGCGCGGCAUGCUGGGCUACGUGCGGCAGACACUGGGCAUGUACGACGAGGGGCAGACACUGGCGCGUGUGGCGGGGCUGCAAGGGCUGGUGCAGCAGUCCUCGGGCGCGGCGACGUCGCCGUUCCUGUUCCUCAUGCAGCAGUACACCCGCCUGGUGCUGCUGACGGUGGAGGUGGUGGCGGCGUCGGGGCUCCACACCGAGCGGCCGCUGCGCGCGCCCGACACCAUCACGCGCCCCAGCGGCUACAGCACAGCCUUCGUGUCCAGCUGCACCGCGGCCGACCUCGACUCCCCACCGGCGCAGCCGCCCAAAGCAGCAGGCGUGCCAUGGACCAAGGGCGCGGCUGCAGUGGGCGAGGCGGGCGCAGGGGCUGGGGCCGGGGACUGCCCGCCACGCGGGCUGGCGGUGCGGCUGCUGAUGGCUUUCACGGGCGCUGUGUUGGGAAGCAGGUGGAGCUUGGAGCGAUUUGUGGACGCUGUACGUGUCGCGUACGACCAGGGCCUGGCGGCGGACGAGCUCUUCUCGCAGCUGGAGGAGGCCGAGUUCGCCCAGAGCGGCGGCCUGCUGCCCAUGGCCUCACAGCCCGCCGCCAACAGCGCCUCCGCUGAGGGCGCCGGCGAAUGCCAGCCCCUGCCGGCGCCAGCGCCCGCGCACGAGAUCACACAGAAGCUGCUGAGCAGCUGGAUCAGCCUGUCGUACAUGACACUGGCACAGCUGCACGUGCCGUACCCGGCGGCGGCGGAGCGCGUGGGCUGGGCGUGGGCUGGGCUGGGUGACGCGACGGAGGCGUUCGGUUUGAAUGAUUUCGUCGGGAACGUCCUCCGUCAAAUAGCCGGGGAGGAGCCGCGCAUGGUGCCGCCGCCCUCCAUCGAGACCGCACCGGCACCAGCGGCCCAAGUCAUCGCGGCCGCCCCUGCGCAGGAGCCGGCAGCGGCUGGGGAGGAAGCCCCCACACCACCCCAGGGUACGGCUUCAACCGACCGGCGGCGAGCGGGCGCCUUCAUGAUGCGUGUGGAGGAUGACAACUUGCGGACGUCCACAGCAUUCCGCGUCGUCAGUCAGCAGGUGGCGCUGGUGCAGGCUGUAUGCCGCGAUGUGAUGGGCUGAUUGGGGUACCGUUGCGUCUUGGCAAGCCGGUUCUAACGUUAAGCGCCGGGUAGCGGCUGGGAUCGUGGACACAAGGCGGUUGCUGGAGGCGUUGGUACCGCUUGAACCCACAUGCUGGGACGCUGAGGGGUAAUGCUGAGGCAGCCAAUGCGGGGAUUCUGACUGAAGCUUGGUUUUCGUCAAGGCGUGAGCCUGUGAGGACGUCCUGGGGGAGGCCUUGCGCACUUUGAACGUAGGCGUAUUCAUAUUGAGUAUCUGUUGUACGUGUCAAAGGGCCCACUGGAAGGCUACAUGCGCAUUCGGGUCGCCUUGAAAUGCGCGUGGGAGCCGUUGAGGGCAGGCAGGGGCAGGGGGGGGGGGGGGCAAGGGGAAGGCAAGGGGUCUCCAGAUGAGACCAGGCGUCACACUCCUGAAUAGUAUGCUUGUCAUUCCAGUUUAGGACGAAGCGGUGUAAGGGACACAGGGC